Molecule: messenger RNA, 676 nt
Organism: Erigeron canadensis
Lineage: Eukaryota; Viridiplantae; Streptophyta; Magnoliopsida; Asterales; Asteraceae
Product: SAP-like protein BP-73
Exons: 3
Coding region: 429-665 (78 amino acids)
Biological process (GO): DNA-templated transcription termination
Source: RefSeq, a predicted model, not a curated record
AGCAUCAUCAUCUUCUUUUUUCUCACAAAGCUUGUUAAAAUUUGGCAAACAUUGCAGAUGGACCGCUCUUUCUUAGACACCAAUGUCCUGUAUUUAGCUUCAGAUCUGAUGGAAUUAGAAGAGCAAGACUUGUCCUAAGGAAUUCUGAGAGUAGACAAUCAAUAAAUAGUGAUGAUAAUGUGAGACCCCAAUCAUCAGAAGGUAAAAGUUAUAACAGAGAAGAGAUACUUGCCCUUUUUAGAAGAAUUCAGUCUUCAAUAUCGCAAGAAUCUACUGCCUCCAGAGGGAAAACAAAUAGUCCAACUGCUGAAUCAGUUUUAGAAGUUCUGCGUCAAUCAAGGGAGAAAGUGAAAGGGAAGAUUUCAAACCUCGAAGGUAGCACGGGAUCUAGUGAACAGGAGAAGGAACAGAAGAAGGAUGAAGAUCAGAUGUUACAUCAACCUAAUGAAAAGAAAAGUCGUCCGGCUUCAAAUUUUGUGAAGAGAUCACCUAUCCCAUCUUUGUAUGCAGAAACACUAGAAGAUGAAGUGAAGAGUGUUAGAGAUGGAGAAGAACUAGAAAUGAUGAAACUUGCUGAGCUUAAAGAAUUAGCAAAAUCUAGACGGGUUAAAGGCUAUUCAAAACUGAAGAAAGGCGAGCUUAUCAAUUUGCUAAAAACCUUGUGAGUAUCUUGAGA